Messenger RNA from Cyprinus carpio (common carp), 2393 nucleotides. It is a transcript of the gene ubxn2a, whose product is annotated as UBX domain protein 2A. Gene Ontology annotation, biological process: proteasome-mediated ubiquitin-dependent protein catabolic process; autophagosome assembly; nuclear membrane reassembly. Gene Ontology annotation, molecular function: ubiquitin binding. Gene Ontology annotation, cellular component: cytosol; nucleus. The record is from RefSeq and is a predicted model, not a curated record. Lineage: Eukaryota; Metazoa; Chordata; Actinopteri; Cypriniformes; Cyprinidae.
CAUGUAAAAUACCUUUUCAAGUUCAUUUGGCUUUCGUGAUGUCAUAGCAACGUGUGCACUAACGUUAGGUCGGGUGACGAGCACGUCACAGGAAUGGUGCACAGCCGUAGCGCACGGAGCGGCAUGACAACUGUGAGAAACUUACGAGCUAAAGAGACAGUUUCACGUCACCAUUGAAGCCUUAUACUGAUGGACAACAAAAGAAGUCAUGAUGAGAGAUAUUGAUUCAGGAGAAAGGGUUCAAGAUGACACAUGCUCUUAGGUGUGAUGGGGCACAAAAUGAGGAAGAGGAGGAUGACGAAGAGGUGAGCCCUAUUAGAUCCAGUUUCUCCGUGGAGGACCUGCUCGAUGAGGUGGAGAAGAUCAGCAGUGUCGCCAGCAGCGGUAAAAAGGUGGAGAUUGUAGUGAGACUGUGGAAAAAUGGUUUCACGGUAAACGAUGAAGAUUUACGCAGUUACACUCUAGAAGAAAACCAAGAGUUCUUGGAGGCCAUUAAAAGAGGUGAGCUGCCUCUGGAGCUUGAAGGAAGAGCUGAGGAUGAAGAACUAGAAGUCAAUGUGGAGGACAUGAAAGAUGAAGUUUAUGUCCCGAAGAAAAAGACCUUUCACCCGUUUACAGGCCGAGGUUACAGACUGGGAAGCGUGGCUCCGCGAGUGGUGGCCAGGUCUCGGUCGAUACAUGAGGACUGUUCUGGUCCUCCUCUCCCAGCUGUGGAGCUGAAUGAGGACCUCCCGGUGACCUCCCUCCAGAUCUGGCUGGCAGACGGUCAGCGUCUCGUGCAGAGGUUUAAUCUGUGCCAUCGGAUCAGUGAUGUGCAGCAUUUUGUGGAGCAGGCUCAGAGAACGGACGCUCCGUUCAUCCUGACUACAUCCCUGCCGUUCCGAGAGCUGAGAGAUGAGGGUCAGAGUUUGGAGGAAGCUGAUUUAGCAAAUGCUGUCAUCGUUCAGAGGCCUCUCGACACACAAGCUCCUUUUGGUCACUCCUGACUGUUCCUGCUUGCACCAGAGACUCAGAUUUAUUGGUCCCACACGUUUGAGAGACAUUUCAUAAAUCCUUCUCUCUUAAAGGAGUAGAUCAACUAAAAAUGAAAAUUGACGCUUCCUCAGGCCAUCCAAGAUGUAGAUGAGUUGGUUUCUUCAUGCGAACAGAUUUGGAGAAAUUUAGCAUCGCAUCACUUGCACAUCAGUGGUUCCUCUACAGUAAAUGGGUGCCGUCAGAAUGAGAGUCCAAAGAGCUGAUAAAAACGUCACAAUAAUUCACAUGAAUCCAGUCUAUCAAUUAAUGUCUUGUGUAGUAAAAAGCUGUGUGUUUGUAAGAAACAAAUCAAUCUUCGAGAUGUUUGUAACAUCAAAUCAUUGCAUCUGAUAAAAAUUCAAGUCCUCUAUCCAUGAUAUUGCUUUCUACAGUAAAAAAGUUUGUAUUAUCUGAAUCAGGAGAGAAAUAUGCACACAUCAGGCACCGUUUAUAGGUCAAAACCGUUCUAAACAAAUAUGUUAGUGGAUUUUGAUGUGAGAGGACGAAAGAAAAAAAAUUAUGGACUUGUAUUUUGCCCAAAGCAACAGUUUAAAGUUAAAAUGCCUUAAUGAUGAAUUUGUUUUUGCAAACAUGGAGCUUUUCGCUUCAUAAGAUAUUUAUUGAUAUUGAUUGAUUGGAGUGGUGUGGAUUACUUGUGAAGUUUUUAACAGCUGUUUGGACUCUAAUUCUGACGGCACCCAUUUACUGCAGAGGAUCCACUGGUGAGCAAGUGAUGUAAUGCUACAUUUCUCCAAAUCUGUGCCCAUGAAGAAACAAACUCAUUUACAUCUUUAAUGGCCUUAGGGUGAGCAAAAUUUAAUUCUUUUUAAACCAUAAAGGCCGGUGUUUUUUGUUUUUCUGUUUUCGUCUGAUUUUGAAAACCCUUCUAAGACAUUAUAGAUGGCCACUCAACGCAAAUAGAUUUUAAUGAAUAGUUCACCAAAAAAUGAAAAAUCAGUGAUCCAGUCACAGCAAGUUCACUGGAUUAAAAGAUAAAAAGUGAAUAACAAUCUACAAUUCAAUCAAAAUGGAAUGACAAGUGGGUGAAUGAUGACAGAGCUGUCAGGUUUGGGUGAAUUAUUCUUUUAAAGUUUUAUUUUAAUUUCUUUCACAGUUGGAUGUAUUGGCCUUUUCUGAUGCAAUGCAGUAUGCACAAGCCAAGUCUUUAAACCUUCACUUCUAUACAUGUUUACACGGAUCAAUGAAGAAUUCAGAUCAUGGAAGCUGCCAUGAUGCUUAAUGGAGUUGUGUUCGAUCAUCUGUGCUCGUAUGUCUUACUGGGAACCGUUAAGUUAUAAAUGUCAAAUGUUUUAUGCACUUUGCCUAAGACAGAGGCUCUGUUAUAAAGACCUCUGCUUGCAAUAAACCUACUGAAGAUA